Messenger RNA from Clonostachys byssicola, 1521 nucleotides. NCBI's taxonomy places the organism in Eukaryota, Fungi, Ascomycota, Sordariomycetes, Hypocreales, Bionectriaceae. The record is from the annotation of a GenBank genome assembly.
AUGCCUGGCAUUCCCAGAUCAAGAGCCUGCCAGGACUGCAAGCGGAAAAAGAUCAAGUUAACUGAAGUCCAGUGUGAUCAGAAUUGGCCAGCCUGUGGGCAAUGUCUACGCUCCAAUCUGGCCUGCCAGGGGCCGACAUCUCUCGCCAAGUUUGUCCACCGAACCGCUCCUCCAGUUCAACGGAGGACACGGCUCGAAUCACCUGAGCCACAGUCCCAAAAUCAUCGCACCAAGUAUGCCAAGCUCGUCCAGCGCGGCCAAGGACCAACUUUCGAGAAUGGAACCUCCAUAUCGAUUAUGCGCCUCCAGGCACCCCGCGCGAGCCCGCCUUCCACUUCAGCUGAGAGACUUGCUAUCAAGCUCAAUAUGCUUCUAAGGGAUGGACUCGAUAACGGAGUCUGUAGACUGAUGAGCUACCUACCGCAUGUUCGGCAGCGACUGGGACAUAGCACCUGUCUACGAGACUGCACAGCAGUAUUUUGCUCCGCGUGGGCAGACUAUCGUCGCCGGGCGCCCGCGGAGAGCUUAAUCUCCCUAAAGCUUUUUGGAAAGGCACUCAGAAGUCUUGGGAAGGCCGUUCAGGACAAUAAGAUGGCGUUCACUGCGGAGACUUUGGGUGCAAUGGCGCUUCUGGAGCGUACCGAGAGUUUAUUCGGCGUUGGCCCUGUCAAACACCUGGUUAAGCAUUUAAACGGCAUCAAAUAUGUGCUUCAACACAAAGGUCCGCCGAAUCUGGAUGAUGGACUUGAUGUUUUGUUGACUUUCGAAAACCAAGGCGCCCUGUUUGCAUUAUCAUUGACAGGCGAUGAGAACUACAUGCUGAAAGAAAAUUGGGAAAAGAUCGCAGAAAAAGCCGCCCGAGAGAAGGAGAUAGCUCGUGGACAGGAAUGCUUUCCCGCUGACUUUGAUAUGGGGCAGGGGGUCGUAGCGAAAUGGCCGGAUUGGGUCCAGAUAACCAAGUCCCUCCGGACAAACCCUGGUAAGAUGGAGAGCAAAAAGCUAGAGCUCCUUAAUAAACUACACAGCUUGGACGGGGAGAUGGAUGUAUUGAUGGCCGGAGUGACUGAGAAGGCGACUUCUCUGGGGUUUCUGCGCGAGAUUCCCGACGCAGAGCUCUUCGCUCUGAGCAAGUAUGAAUUCGGAUCACUCUUUUUCGCACAGGCGUUUGCGGGAACACUUCUUCUUCAAAUGGUCAUCCGACGAUUCAUUUAUGACAUUGGGGUUAUAUACGACUCUCCAGAAGCGUUUGCAUUUUCCCGGUACCGAGACAUCUGUGUUCAGUUAUGGAUGAUCCUCCCAUACAUGACUACCCAAGACCCGCUUUCUGCGAUGGAUUUACUUAACAGAGUUUAUCUCAGUAUUGAAGCAGCAGAUGAGUAUGAGAAAAAUUGUUUUCUUGAAGCUUUUUUGGCACUCGAUGAGUAUCAGAAGCGGCUCCCAGCGGAUAAGACGCAACUAGACAAGUCUCUCCGAAGCAUGGCGGCAGGCCGUUUUGGGCGAGCCAUGCAGCAACAUGCAUAA